AAUUGAAGGGCUGAAGAUUAAUGCGACAUUUUAGAAAUAUAGCCACGCUUUUACGAUGGAUCUGCGUAAGUUGUGUCGCAUUUGUUUCGUCGAUGGCCCCACAGUAGACAUCACAGAGUACAAGGCCAGCGCCUGGGCACUGGACGAGGAUGGCGCCGAAAUAGAGAAACAAGUGACUAUAUUGACAAUGUUGCAGACCAUGUUCCAGAGUUCCCAGGUCAUCAGUCUGGAGCUGGCGCAGGAGCUGCCGAUGAUGUGCACCGCCUGUGUGGAGGAGUGUCUGACGCACUAUUCCUACUUUCGUAAGCUACUCAUUUCGAAUCGCCAGCUACAGCAGCUGUACAAUGAGGCACAGAAGGCAUACGAGCCCAGCGAGGUAGAAGAGUGCGAUGAAAGCGAAGCUGAAGAGCUUGUGGAGGAAAUCAGUGAGCAGCAGUUGGAGGAAGAGGAGAACGCAGAUGAUAGUGAUGCGUAUAAGCAUGUUGUGGCCAAAGUGCCAAAGAAACUGAACAACAACGACUUUCUGAUCGUUUCCGAGUUUCUACCCGCUGCGCAGUUCGAUGAUGUGAUCGAUCUGAACGAGAACUUGUCGGGUCUGCCCACCAAUGAGCUGCGCACUGUCGACUAUGCCGCCGUGGAGCUGAAGCACAACAACCUGGACGAGUACAAUGAGGCAAAUCGACUGUUCGAUGUGGAGCCCGUGGGCAGUCAGGCCGUCUACAAAUGCAAAUACUGUCCCCUGGCCUAUGCCUCCCCACAGUUUCUGAAGACGCAUGUGCGCAAGUCGCACGUUUGUAAAUAUUGUACCUCUGCCUUCGUCAAAAUCAAGGAUCUCAACGACCACAUACGCAAGAAGCACUCGAAACACCAGUGCAUGGUGUGUUCGAACACCUUCAGCACCAGCAGCAAUCUGCGCGCUCAUCUCAAGCGCGUUCAUGGCGUGCAGCUGCCACAGCAUGUGGCGCUUCUAGACUAUCGACCCGCCAGCGAGAACAAUGGUGACUUGGAAGCGGAAUACCUCAUUCAAUUGGAUGAGCCACAUUGA
Messenger RNA from Scaptodrosophila lebanonensis, 1045 nucleotides. RefSeq lists its product as uncharacterized. The record is from RefSeq and is a predicted model, not a curated record. The transcript is spliced from 2 exons. Gene Ontology annotation, molecular function: RNA polymerase II cis-regulatory region sequence-specific DNA binding; zinc ion binding; DNA-binding transcription factor activity, RNA polymerase II-specific. Gene Ontology annotation, biological process: regulation of DNA-templated transcription. NCBI's taxonomy places the organism in Eukaryota, Metazoa, Arthropoda, Insecta, Diptera, Drosophilidae. Gene Ontology annotation, cellular component: nucleus. The coding region runs from base 56 to 1045 and encodes 329 amino acids.